AUCAUCAGGUCAGAUCCGGCGCUGCUCCACUGCUGCCCCCUGCUGGACUGAAGCGGCUACACAUUCUAUUAUUGCGUGACGUUCUACGACGCAAUUACGCACGAACGUGCAACGUCACACAUCAAAUAACUUCCUGCUUCCGGUUAGGGUUUCGAGGUGUGAAGAUGUGGUCCGGGUUCCUGCUGCUGCCGCUGAUGUUCGGAUGGAUCUGCGCGUCUGAACUCACGUUCGAGCUGCCGGACAACGCCAAGCAGUGCUUCUAUGAGGACAUCAUCAUCGGAACCAAGUGCACACUGGAGUUCCAGGUGGUCACCGGCGGUCACUAUGAUGUGGACUGUCGUCUGGAGGAUCCGGAUGGGACGGUCCUGUAUAAAGAGAUGAAGAAGCAGUACGACAGCUUCACCUUCACCGCCUCCAGGAACGGCACCUACAAGUUCUGCUUCAGCAACGAGUUCUCCACCUUCACACACAAGACCGUGUACUUCGACUUCCAAGUGGGAGACGAUCCUCCGCUCUUCCCCAAUGAGAACAGAGUGACCGCUUUAACACAGAUGGAGUCGGCCUGCGUCUCCAUACACGAGGCGCUGAAGUCCGUGAUCGACUAUCAGACGCACUUCCGGCUGCGAGAGGCUCAGGGCCGCAGCCGAGCUGAAGAUCUCAACACCAGAGUGGCCUUCUGGUCCAUCGGCGAGGCCUUCAUCCUCCUCGUGGUCAGCAUCAGUCAGGUGGUUCUGCUCCGGAGCUUCUUCUCAGACAAGAAAACCACCACGACUCGCGUGGGAUCGUAAGAUCCGGGACUCGCGCAGGGUUUUAUACGACCUGUGAGCGAUUGAAACCUGUGUGUCGAUCCCCACGUCCAUAUCCGGCAGAAUAUUUGCUGAAAUUUAAACGUGUUAAUUUAUUUUUUGGGUGCGUGUUGACUUUACACAUGAUGUGUAUGUGAACAUUAUAGGAUGUAAGACACUGUAGACCUGCUUGAUGCAUCAUCAUCAUCAUCUUCAUCACUCAUUAUUAAAUAAGACUUCAAACAUUAGUUCAGUCUUCAUAGAGCCACUAUGUGUUUCGAAUGCAAGAGAGCUUUAUUUGCUUUAUGUUGUAUAAAACAGGCAUCCUCUCUAAUGUUUCUUAGUCAUUGUUUUCUUUGGUGUAAUUUGUGUGUUUUAUAUUAGCUGUUUCUUUUUAAUAGUGGUGCAUUGAUUUCUUUACCUUGUUUGAAUGGGCUAAUAAAUGUCUGGAGGAACGUC
Messenger RNA from Megalobrama amblycephala (Wuchang bream), 1244 nucleotides. RefSeq names its product transmembrane p24 trafficking protein 7 (gene tmed7). Lineage: Eukaryota; Metazoa; Chordata; Actinopteri; Cypriniformes; Xenocyprididae. Gene Ontology annotation, biological process: intracellular protein transport; endoplasmic reticulum to Golgi vesicle-mediated transport; Golgi organization. The transcript is spliced from 4 exons. Bases 165 to 788 code for a protein of 207 amino acids. Gene Ontology annotation, cellular component: Golgi apparatus; endoplasmic reticulum; COPII-coated ER to Golgi transport vesicle. The record is from RefSeq and is a predicted model, not a curated record.